This is a messenger RNA of Trichosurus vulpecula (common brushtail), 7616 nucleotides long. It is a transcript of the gene C2CD3, whose product is annotated as C2 domain containing 3 centriole elongation regulator. The record is from RefSeq and is a predicted model, not a curated record. Lineage: Eukaryota; Metazoa; Chordata; Mammalia; Diprotodontia; Phalangeridae. The transcript is spliced from 33 exons. The coding region runs from base 29 to 7045 and encodes 2338 amino acids. Gene Ontology annotation, cellular component: centriole; centriolar satellite. Gene Ontology annotation, biological process: cilium assembly; centriole elongation.
CCCCCGGGACUGAGAGCACCGCCUCACGAUGAAACAACGGAAGGGCCCGGGAGCUGGAGGCGGCCGCAGCCGCAAGAAGAAAGGUCUAAGUGAUAUUUCACCAUCCACAAGUCUACCACCUCUGGUUGAAGGUCAGCUGCGAUGUUUCCUGAGACUAACCAUUAAUAAAAUACUCUGGAUGGUUGUGAAGCCUCCAACUCCUGUUCUCAUCCGAGUGAGGUGGUGGGGGGAGACAUCAGACGGAACUAUAUUUUGUCCCAGGGAUGCUUCCCUAAUUGAACAAAAAGCUGUGAGAACAACAACCCGGUAUGCUGUUCGUUGUGGACCAAAGCAGUUCACCUCUUAUCUAACAGAUAUGGCUGUCCUUGUCUUGGAGGUAAUCACCAAACCUGAUCGCCUCCCCGUGGGGAGAGCCCAGAUCAGUGGACUAUCGAAGUUGUCUCCAACUUUUCCAAUCAGUGGAUUUUUUACAAUUGUCUCACCAACAUCUAAGAAGCUUGGAGAGAUCCAGAUAUUGCUUGCAUUAGAACCUUUGUCAGCAACUUUUGACAACUGCAGCUCUUUCACCACUGACAUGAGUGGAGAUGCACUGUUAUUGGAUCAGGGAUUCAGAGAAAAUAUUGAACCCAGCAAACCUCAACUUUCUGGGAUGGCACGAACUCAUGCACUUCCUAUGACCAGUACUGGUGGGAAAGAGUCAUUAACAAGUAGUAGAGCCACUACUCCCAGGGGAAAGGACCACUUGUACUUUCCAGAGAACUCUGUAGUGGAUUCUUUCUUGGGACCACAGCCUCAUCCUAAUUCCAGGCAGCUUUUAGAAGAUAAAACAGUAGAACCAGAGCCUGUAAAGAAACAGGUAUCUUGUCCCACCAUCCCAGUACGUGAUACUCACAUUAGGAGAGUUGCAGAGAGUCAAAGUGACCCACAGGUUCAUCCUUUGAGCAACCCCCCAACAAAGGACCUUCUGUCAGCCCUUUUGGAGCAAGGCAAUAAACUCCGCAAUGCCAUGGUAGUUUCAACAAUGCAGUGCUGUCCAGAUGCUAAUAUAUUGACGGAAGUUCCUCCUUUUCUGAGAAAACAGUCUGUCAAAUCAUUAGCUCAUGUCAAACUGUCACCUAGGAUUGGCCCUAAGAACCCAGUGAUUGCUGAGACCAUGCACACAGUUGAAGAUCCCCUCCUACCUUCAAGUCAGAGUAUCUUUUGUGAACAUGACCCUCAAGUUGAUGCCAAGGCAAUACAGCUACUUCUGGGCAGUGCUGACAAGUCUUCCAGGCAUUACUGGGAUGGCUUAGGUUCUCCUCCUGAAUCCCUCUCACCUGGGAGUGAUGCAUACUGUAGCAGCGAGCUUAAUGAUCCUCAAUAUGAUCUAAGUCUGCUGGAGAGCUUGUUUUACGUGACAUCGAAAGCUGAUUCCAUUGUGAGUGAUGUUCACAGUGAAGAUGAUGAUAAAAUACUGCCUGAGAAAAUCAUCCAGUCAAGAAAUACUGCCCAGCAUUCCAAGGCAGUGAAUUUGGGUCAUGAUAGUCAAAAGAAGACAGCAUUGGGAAAGAAACCUAAAAGUUCUUCUGUUCAACUGACAUGCUCAGAGAGUCCCAGGAAAACUGAAGUAACCACACUGAGUUUGGAUAGACUGGCCUUGUUGGGUCGAAUACGCUCAGCCAGAGUUGUCAUUGAAGCGCUAGGAGUACCCCCAGAGAGUCCCCAGGUGACCCCAGUCAAAACAAGCAUACCAGCCAGACCACCCAGAUCAAGUUCAGCCAGAAAGCGCACUUUCUUUGUGGAAUACCACUUUCCUAUUGAUGCCUCCAGAAGUGACACAGAAGAGAUUUCAGUGACCACAGAAAUUAUCCGACUAGCUUCCAGUAAAAUCACAGGGGGAGUGGUCAAAUUUCAGCAACGAAACGUGUUCCCUGUACAUUUUGGCGGAGCAAUGAUAGAACACUGGUGGAAAUCUGAUCUCACUUUCAAAAUAUACAUGAGAAAAAGCACACAGAAAAAGGCAGAGUUAAUUGGUUCAGCAGUGCUUCCUCUGCAAGAGGUCAUUUGCUCGAAGCUGCUCUCUUUCAGUGGCGAACUGUCUGUGGAAGAGAAAAGCCAAGCAUCAUUUGGACCUCUCAAGAUCUCAGUCCAGCUUGCAGUUGAUAACAAAGAUGUUAGUGGCACGAACUCCAAGUCACUCAGUGGUACCCAGCAGCCUCCCAUGUGUGUUCUUACAAGCCCAGCCAAACAAUUCCCAGGAGGAGGUCAAAGUGCUACCCAUGGCAAAAAUCUUCAAGCCUGGACUCAAGUUAAUGAAGAUGCUUCAAAAGAUGCUUCAAAGCAAAAACAAUACUUAGAUCCAGCCUGCCCCACUGAGCUGAAGCCCUUAUUACCUAGGGCUUUGUCACCCUCCAACAGUACAGGAAUCCAGAUAGAUAAAUCAGCAGAAGAAAAACCUUUGCUUUUACACGUCUUGUUGAUGGUGCCUGAUGGAAAAGACUUUGUUACUGGAACAUCUGAAAAGCAGCAAACAUGCAACAUAUAUUUAAACUGUAAACUCUUUAGUACAGAGGCGGUAACAAGAUCUGCUAUCAUAUGGGGCACAACACAGCCAGCCUUUAACUUCACCCAGGUAACACCUGUCUCUUUGACUCCCAAGUACCUGGAAAGACUCAAGAACAAUGUAAUGGUAAUUGAGGCAUGGAACAAGGUUCGGAGCCCAGGACAGGACAAGCUGCUUGGGCUGGUGAAGCUGCCUCUCCAUCAGUUUUACAUAUCAUUCAAAGACCCCAAGAUUUCUCACCUACUCCUUGAAGCUCAGUACCCAGUGGUUGCAGUUGACAGCUACACACCUGUGAUAGAUGUGUUCACAGGACAUCAGAAUGGAAGCCUUCGGGUAUUUUUAGCUAUGGGCUCUGCUAAUCAGAUAACAGCCCUGCAAAGGUUGAAGAAUGAAGAUGAACCAGUCCCUUCCUACAACACCAGGCCAGCUCAUUUUCUGGAUCAGCCACCUGCAUCUCUUGUUAUGCAGAGAGAUGGUCAGGGAGAUGGACUGAUAGAGCACCAAUUUGAGAUCCAUGUGGAAAAAGUUAAAGGACUCAUCCCACUCCAGUCAACGGUCUGGGGAGAAACAGACUGUUAUGUCCAAUACUGCUUUCCUGUUCAAGACUCAAAGGACAGUACAUCAAAAGGAACUAAGUUACCUGAAAGUGGAAUCACUCUAAAGCCUUUUCGUUCAGCAACCACACUGUGUGUCCCUGACCCGAUCUUCAACCACAAAUACCUUCAUUCUCUCUUGCUUCCACCGGAAGUCCCAGUGCAGAGACUUUUGCUCAGUGCCUUCUCAGUGUGCGGGCUGGUGCCUGGAGGAGGAGUCCAGUUUGAAAUCUGGUGCAGGUACUAUUACCCCAAUGUCAGAGAACAAAUGGUUGCCAGAGGCUCAUUGCCAUUAUCCCGACUGUGUGCCAUGGUGACCAUGCAGCAUCACAAGAAUGUGGGACUACAGACCUUUAAUCUACCUUUAUUCCCCAGAUCAGAUAGCAAGGAUGAAUUCCAGGCCCAGAUAUCAGGUCUGCUAGAUGUGAGCCUAAGAUAUAGACACACAACCAGGACAUCGGAGGGAGUCAUUGCUACUCGAGCUGUGUCCAUCUCAGUGCACAUUCACAGAGCCAGUGGUUUACAAGCAGCAGCAAGAGUCAUAGCUGAGAAGGAGCCUUCUUUGCAGUACAAUGCAACAGUAGGUGUUAAUACUUCAGUUACCACACAUCUCUCCUUCCUGCCCAAGGGAGAGCAACGUCAGACACACCCUGUGGCGCGUACCUUCUGCCCUGAAUUCUCCCACCACAUAGAGUUCCCUUGCAAUCUGGUGACACAACAUAGCAGUGGUGAAGCCUGUUUUCUGGCAGAGCUGUUGGAGUUUGCUGAAGUCACUUUCUCUUUGUAUCACCAAGACACAAAGCCAGGUAGUCGAUUAGAUCACAUUCAGCCUCUAAGAGAGUAUCUCCUUGGAGUAGUCAGGAUUCCAAUGAAAGAUUUGCUCAUCAAAAGGUCAGGGAUUACAGGGUGGUAUCCAGUCAUCUUGCCUGAGGACCUGUCUCCAGCACAAAACACAGACAUCAUGCAGAUGAUUGUGGGUGGCCUGGAGUUAUCAGUUUCCUUUGCCCAUUCUGGUGACAGAGAACGGGUCUUGGAAGCUGCUAAACUUCUGGGCUGGAGUUUUGAGGAAUGCCCUGCUGAUCUCCUCACAGAUGUUGAGGAGAGGCCAGCUACUAUCACUGUCUCCACCCCAAGAGCAUGGCUGCCAACCCAUUGUGUGUUACUGGCUGGCCAGACACAUAUCCACAAGGCCACCCACUGCUACCUUCGCUAUAAGCUGUAUGACCAAGAGGGCUUCUGGACUCCACUCAGAAAACCAAAGUUAACCACGGAUGAAAAACAAGUCACAAUGACAUUCACGACAACAAAAAAACUAGAUGUUAACGUGGGACCAUCACUGCUUUGGUACUUCAGGGAAGAGAAACUGGAAAUCCAGGUGUGGCGGUCCUAUGGGAAUGACAGUGUGGAGAGGCCCCACCUGACAGACACCUUGAUUGGUUCAGCCUAUGUGGACCUUUCCAGGCUCAGUGUGAGGACAGCAAAGACACUGACUGUUAGUGGUGUUUAUCCUGUGUUUGGACGCAGUGCCUCGGACUUGUCUGGGGCAGCAGUACGAGUUCAUGUUGUUGUCACUUCAGAAAAGUCUGCUUCUUUUCACUCUGGGCCUGCUCACCAGCCUAACUACACUGAAGAUAGCAGCAACAGUGACUCAGAAAGGAUUCCCCACCAAGAGGACCCUGAAGAGCCUGAAAACCAGAGUGACUCCAAGAAACCUCCUUGUUCCCAGGGGCCCCAGGCAAAGAGUCCCCCUGCAGAAGCAGGCACAGUGGAUAUGGAAGGCACAUUUGCUGUCAGCAUCUUAGUGGAAAGAGCCAUGCACUUAAGUUUAAAAGGAAGCCCCCUGACUGAACGGAAUGUCACAGCACCCAGUUGCUGUGUGUCAUUUGCUGCUGCAGAUGUAAGAUCCCCAAUAUAUACACAUGUGAUUGAGAAUACAGACUCUCCUGUCUGGGACUUUCAGCAGGAAACCAGGUUACCCAAAGAACUUCUACUGGACUCCCAACAAACCCUGGUCUUCAAAGUUUGGCAUAAAGCAGAUGUGGAAUGGGUGAUCGGCUUUGCCUCCGUGGACCUCUCACCUCUUCUCUCUGGAUUCCAGUUUGUUUGUGGCUGGUACAACAUUGCAGACUUCAGUGGACAAUGCCAGGGGCAGAUUAAAGUUGCUAUUUCCCCCCUGGAAAGCAUCAUUCAUCUCAAAGAAGAAAGGCUAGCUAGGCAAGGGGCCAAGCAGAUUCCAAAGUAUAGUCCAUUUUCCUUCUCUACUUCUGCAUUUCCCAGUUGCAUGGGAAGGUAUACCCUGGAUCAACCAGCCCAUGGCUUUUCAAAAGAUAUUAAUGUGUCUUCUCCUAGAAGAAGUGGACCUUUGAGAAGCCAGGCAUCUCGUCAUGAAGAACAUAUGCAGAAUGUUCGCCGAUUUCAUGAAUCCUUGCAGCAAGCUGAAGGGAUUAUUCAGAAUGAUAGCCAAGUGGAUUCAAUAGCUUUUUCAUCCAAUGAUACACUCCUGAUCUCCCUCAGGAAAAACUUAAAUGAACUAGAUCAGAUUCAGAAGUACUUCAAUCAGAAAUUAACCAAGUCUUACCCUCAACUCACCUUCAGCCACUCAGCCCAGCCACCCCAAGAGAGCAGCAGCAGUCAUCAGGGUGCUGAGACAAGGAGCCCGGACUUAGGGAGCCAUCACAUUUUAGAAAAAUCAAAUCGCUUGGUAUCUCAAGUCAGCACUCUGAUUACUGAUCUGCAAACUCUAACCAAGGAUUCUCCAUCAUUGUUGAAUAUUCAUCAGGCAGAGAGUGAAAACCUUGAAGGCAAAAGCCUCCUAAGGAUUCAUAGAGCAGAGGAGAAAGAAGAGAGAAAUGCUCUACCCCAAGACCAACCCUCCCCUGUCCCUCUUGAAAUACCACCACUUGGAAAGAAGACACUGGGUAAGUUCUCAGACCAAGAAGCAACAGAAAUUAACCUUCCAUUGGCCUUGAAAGUUAAUGAGAUUGAAGAGGAUUCUGAGGUGGCCCAAACCUCCAGUGAUGAUGACUAUGAAGAAGAUUUCAUACAGCCCAAAACCCUCAACGAAAUUACGACCAUGACAGAUAAGACCAGUCCUUGGUCUAGUAUUACAUCAGAAGAAGAUGUGGCAAUUGAUCUUCUGCCAAGAGAGGUAAAGAAAGAUGACCUUUGUACCUCAACUUCAAAACACUCCCCCAAAGAAGACCAGAGUGGAGAGAAUAAUUCCCACCCGAGGAUGCACCAGGACAGCUGCCUGCAGCCACCCAACACCCAGUCUUCCCCUAGUCCUAUGACAGAAACAGACAGUGUCUGCAGAAUGAGUACAGAUAUGGGUCUACAUCAAAAGAACUCCAAAGCAACAGGCUUAUCUCAAGAAGGAGAUGCUAGCAAGGGCAGGAGGUUCUCUCUGGUCCUUGAAACAACACAGGAAGAGAAGCUGAAGUCCAGUGAGUCAAGUGACUCUUCAGAUAAUGGAGAUUUUGCUCUUGAUCAAACGAUCUUAGUUCCCCAAGCUGAAACCUCCUGUUUAGAUGAGAGCUGUGGAAACAAGGACAGCAAUCAUGACAAGGAGCUGCCUGCAAAGUUGUCGUCAUGCAGAAGUAGUGAAAAGCCUGACGUCCUCUUGGCAGAGUCAGAGAAAUCCCCAAAGCAGAGUCUCCUACUACCAGAGCCUUUGGUGGUCCCUAAUUUCUUCCUUUCAUCCAAGCACUUGGAGGAAUCAAUGAGGAUGCUCUCUCUCUCUGCAGCUUCACCAUCAAUCACAGCCCACCAGGGAGGAAGUGAAUCUACAAAGAGCAUCCAUUACCAAAGGCCUGGCCGGCCCAGACCAAACCCACUCCCACCAGAUCUGCCCAGAAAAGAGGCACAGAGGAUUGCCAAGAUCUUCUCAGCUCAGUAUUCCCAGAAGGACUAGACUGUACCCAAGCCCUCAUCCCCUUCCCUGAUGCACCCUGAGUAUGACUACAAAGAAGAGGGCAGAUGGCUACUCCCCAGGAAUGAAGCCUGCCUCUGGCAACUACUCCGCCACAUACCAGGCAAGGAAUCUCCAGGUGAAGGAUCCCAACCGUCCCUCAUGAGGCUGCUGGGAAUGACAAUCUGGAAUGUAUGUAGCACAGUGAGAGCAGCUCCUCCUUUGUGAACAAGAAUCAGAGUGGGAAGCCUCCCACAGAACUCUUCUUCAUGGAGUGACCAUAGCAGUGAGCCCAUUCAGGUUGGGACCUCUGCCCCUUGGAUGCUGUAUCCACCCACAGCUCACGGUCUGCUUAGACUUUCCUGGAAAGGGUAGGAAUGGGAUCAUUUUGUUAGAUGUAUUUUUUUUUAAUUAGAUUGUGUGAACCACUGGGGAAAGGGAAAAAUCACCUUAAUGGAAGUUUUUUUAGGAAAUUGUCUUAAAUGAAAAACCAUGCUUUUAAUUUAUUAUCUGGACUCAGAGGAGCCUCAGCCUGUCCCAAUAAAGCCCUUUGUACUUGUGUCCUGGGCACUUC